AUGAGUGGCUCAGACUCCUUGACAAAAGGAAUAGAACUUGUGCAGAAGGCUAUUGAAGCCGAUACCGCCACCAAAUAUGAAGAAGCUUACAAAUUAUAUUAUAAUGGAUUAGACUAUCUUAUGUUGGCCCUUAAAUAUGAAAAGAAUGCCAAACUGAAGGAGUUGAUUAAGUCCAAAUUUCUGGAGUAUUUGAAUAGAGCAGAGCAAUUGAAGGAGUAUUUGAGCAAAGAAGAAGAAAGUAAACGAUCGGGUGAAAGUUCAGCUACCAAUGGAUCCACUAGAGCAAAAAAAUCUGGCGGAGAUGAUGGUGAUGAUGAUACAAAGAAACUUAGAGGUGCUUUAGCUGGAGCUAUUUUACUGGAGAAACCAGAUGUGAAAUGGUCUGAUGUUGCUGGGUUAGAUCUGGCCAAAGAAGCUCUUAAAGAAGCAGUCAUUCUACCUGUGAAGUUCCCUCAAUUAUUUACUGGUAAACGGAAACCAACUUCUGGUAUACUUUUAUAUGGUCCUCCAGGUACUGGUAAGUCAUUUUUGGCCAAAGCUGUUGCUACUGAAGCCAAUUCAACUUUCUUUAGUGUAUCUUCAUCUGAUUUAGUAUCUAAAUGGAUGGGUGAAUCCGAAAGACUUGUGAAACAAUUGUUCACAAUGGCCAGAGAAAGUAAACCUUCUAUUAUUUUUAUUGAUGAAGUCGAUGCAUUGUGUGGACCCAGAGGUGAAGGUGAAAGUGAAGCCAGUCGGAGAAUUAAAACCGAAUUAUUGGUACAAAUGAAUGGGGUGGGGAAUGAUUCAAGUGGUGUUCUUGUAUUGGGAGCUACAAAUAUCCCUUGGCAAUUGGAUGCUGCCAUUAGAAGAAGAUUUGAAAGAAGAAUAUAUAUUGCAUUGCCAGAAUUAGAAGCAAGAACAAGAAUGUUUGAGUUAAAUAUUGGUGAUGUUCCUAAUGAAUGUACUUCUCAUGAUUUGAAAUUAUUGGCAGAGAUGACAGAGGGAUAUUCUGGUUCGGAUAUAGCAGUUGCUGUUAGAGAUGCAAUGAUGGAACCAAUUCGUAAGAUUCAGCAGGCUACCCACUUCAAACACACAGAAAAUGGGAAACUUACACCUUGUUCACCAGGAGAUAUAGGUGCUAAAGAAAUGAGCUGGGAAGAAUUAAGUACAGAUGAAUUACAAGAGCCAGCAUUGACUAUAAAGGACUUCAUAAAGGCAAUCAAGAACAAUAGACCAACUGUUAAUCAAGAUGAUAUUUCUAAACAAGUGAAGUUCACAGAAGAGUUUGGUCAAGAAGGUAAUUGA
This is a messenger RNA of Lizanozyma spartinae, 1284 nucleotides long. RefSeq names its product AAA family ATPase (gene VPS4). The coding region runs from base 1 to 1284 and encodes 427 amino acids. The record is from RefSeq and is a predicted model, not a curated record. NCBI's taxonomy places the organism in Eukaryota, Fungi, Ascomycota, Pichiomycetes, Serinales, Debaryomycetaceae. Gene Ontology annotation, biological process: vacuole organization; endosomal transport. Gene Ontology annotation, molecular function: ATP binding; ATP hydrolysis activity. The transcript has a single exon.